UCAAUUUAACGGAGUCCGGUGCAGCUGAAAACUCGUUAGAACUACCGGUUGGACACCGAACUACCGUUUCUGCUCGGAGACAGUUGACACCGCGGACCACCGGGAACGGGACGCUUCACCCGGGAGACUGAAACGGUUUUUGCGCGAGCGGUUUACUUUGGUGUGUGCACCAGCGCUGAUGGAGGCGCUCUGAGGCUGACGGUGAAAGUCCUCCUCCUCUUCCUCCUCCUCCUCUUCCCGUGAAGGCCGCCCAGAUGUUUUCUGUUGGUCAGGAAAGCAUCUCCACCUCCCCCGCCUCCACCAAAGGACCGGUGAAAUAUGGAGAGCUCAUCGUGCUCGGGUGCAACGGCUCGCUGCCCGACGGCGACAAGGGGAGGAAGAAGAGCCGCUUCGCUCUGUGUCGCCGGAACAAGGCCAACGGCGUGAAGGCGAGCACUGUCCACCCGUCCUGCACGCCGCAGGCCGCCAAGGCCGUCAGCAACAAGGAGCAGCACAGCAUCUCAUACACUCUGUCCCGGGCACAGACGGUGGUGGUGGAGUACAACCAAGACGACCACACGGACAUGUUCCAGAUCGGCCGCUCCACAGAGACUCCCAUCGACUUCGUGGUGACGGACACGCUGCCCGGGGGCCACGCCCACGCCGACGGCCAAGCGGCCCAGAGCACCAUCUCCCGCUUCGCCUGCCGCAUCAUCUGCCAAAGGGAUCCUCCCUACGGCGCCAAGAUCUACGCCGCGGGCUUCGACUCCUCCAAGAACAUCUUCCUCGGGGAGAAAGCCGCCAAGUGGCGGACGCAGGACGGUCAGAUGGACGGACUGACCACCAACGGCGUGCUGGUGAUGAACCCGCGCCACGGCUUCAGCCAGGGCUCCAGGCCCGGCCUGUGGAGGGAGAUGUCCGUCUGCGGCGACGUCUUCACGCUGCGGGAAACCAGGUCGUCUCCGCAGAGGGGCAAGAUGGUGGAGCCCGAGUCCAACGAGCUGGUGGACGGCUCCCUCGUGGACCUCUGCGGCGCCACCUUGCUGUGGCGGACGGCGGAGGGCCUGGCGCACACGCCCACCGUCAAACACCUGGAGGCGCUGCGGCAGGAGCUGAACGCCGGGCGGCCGCAGUGCCCCGUGGGCCUCAACACGCUGGCGUUCCCCAGCCUGCGGCGCAAGGACGUGGUGGACGAGCGGCGGCCCUGGGCCUACCUGCGCUGCGGCCACGUGCACGGCUACCACGGCUGGGGCGGCCGCCGCCACCCCGAGGUGGAGGCGGCGUGCCCGGAGCGGGAGUGCCCCAUGUGCCGGACGCGGGGCCCCUACAAGCCGCUGUGGCUGGGCUGCGAGGCGGGCUUCUGCGUGGACGCCGAGCCGCCGACGCACGCCUUCGUGCCCUGCGGCCACGUCGGCUCGGAGAAGACGACGGCCUUCUGGAGCCGCAUCCCGCUGCCGCGCGGCACGCACACCUUCCACGCCGCGUGCCCGUUCUGCAUCGAGCCGCUGGGCGCCGAGGCCGGCUGCGUCCGACUCAUCUUCCAGAGCCCGCUGGACUAGAAGGACCAUAGACUUACUCAAGAAUAUGUAUAUAUAUAUAAAUAUAUAUAUGAAG
Molecule: messenger RNA, 1593 nt
Organism: Pseudoliparis swirei
Lineage: Eukaryota; Metazoa; Chordata; Actinopteri; Perciformes; Liparidae
Product: E3 ubiquitin-protein ligase pellino homolog 1-like
Exons: 7
Coding region: 255-1538 (427 amino acids)
Biological process (GO): regulation of Toll signaling pathway; protein K48-linked ubiquitination
Molecular function (GO): ubiquitin protein ligase activity; protein binding
Source: RefSeq, a predicted model, not a curated record